This is a messenger RNA of Hyalella azteca, 1402 nucleotides long. RefSeq names its product flavin reductase (NADPH). The transcript has 5 exons. Lineage: Eukaryota; Metazoa; Arthropoda; Malacostraca; Amphipoda; Hyalellidae. The record is from RefSeq and is a predicted model, not a curated record. Bases 165 to 821 code for a protein of 218 amino acids.
AAAUACUUAAACGAAUUUCUAAUUCGUUGAUUCGCCCUCAACAAUAUCAUUCUAACGUGUGUUUGAUUUUGUAAUACUGUGUCCUCACCAGUAACGGUUAGCGUAAUAUAAGUAGCUGAAAAGAAGAACAUUCACUUUUCAUUGGUGAUUGAAAAUAUUUAGCGAUGAGAAUAGCAAUAUUUGGAGCGACGGGCCAGACUGGCCUGGAGGCCGUGGCCCAGGCGCUGCAGAAGGGCUAUGACGUCACGGCUGUCGUCCGCAACCCCGACAAGCUCGCCAUACGGGACUCCAAGCUCACUGUGGUGCGGGGUGACGUGAUGGACGCGGCGAGCCUCACGCCGCUGCUGGAGCACCACGACGCCAUCGUCUCCUGCCUCGGCUUCCCGCGGGCCUCUCCCGUUACAGGCUACACCGACUCCAUGAAAGCCAUCGUGGAGGCCAUGAGGAAGAACAACAUUCGCAAGCUGGUGACGAUGACGUCAUGGUACACUGACACUACGACAGCUGCAAACGGCGGGUUCUUCGUGAACUGGCUGCUGGUGCCGCUGAUCAAGCCUGUGCUGUGCAAUAUGCGAGCCAUGGAGACCUUCCUGAGCGAGCAGUGUCAGGACCUCGACUACACCGUCGUCAGGCCGCCUGGGCUCGGCAAGGGCGAUCUAUCAGGCAACCCGGUCUCGGUGACAGAGGAAGCGUAUUUCGUGAAAGGCAACAAAGGCGCUCACAGGAUCCCGCGUGCUGACGUGGCGUCCUUUAUGCUGUCGCUGCUCAGCACCAGUCAGUACAACAGGAAGAUGAUCGCCAUGACCACAGCCGUGCUGUAGACCUCAGAUUGGUUAUUCCAGAGCUGCGACUUUCACAAAAACCAGCAGAAAGCGUCAGAUAAAUAAUCACCAUGCUCUAUAUUGAAUGAAUAUUUGUCAUCAAAUAUUGACACGAAAAAAUGUGCUACGAUUAGUUUUUUUUAACAACUUGUUACGAUGUUUUCACUCGAACUACGUUCCCGAAAUAUUCACAAAGAAAAAUAAAAAUACAAUAAAACACGGAGCGUUCUUUCUUUAAUUAUGAACAUCUGAUGUUAGAAACGUAUUUUUACAAAUGCCGCGAUCUUACACAUGUCUACCGGAUUUCGAACCAACUAAAGACCAAGUGCAUUAUUGAGAAAUGAGAUCAGACAGUUUCACGGAAAAUACAGCUCAAUUGGCUACAGAUUUUAUCAUAGAAAAUGCAUAAAUACUCGCACUGAUUCUAUCUUGAGGCAUGAAACGCCAUGACAGAAUUCAUGAACCUAGUAUCAAUUGAGGAGUAAAGGCCACAAUUAGUCAAAUGGUCAAUAGACUGAAAACUGGUUUAAAAGAGGCGAAAUAAAGAGGUUUUCCAACAUGUGUGGUAAUUUCCUGGCUAG